AUGGGAAAGGAAGCCAUGCCUGGUUUUGUGCUACUGUUCUUGUUGUUGUUAAGAGUAUUGAUACACUCAGACGCUGACGAAGAAGGAUUCGACGUUCGCCAACAUCUCUCAACUGUCUCUAGAUAUGAUGUUGUGAAAGACAUUUCUGACAAUUCUUUUGUUCCUUCCAAGAUUCCAGAUCAAUGUACUCCUAUCCAUUUAAAUCUUGUGGUAAUCCUCACUUACAACCUCAGAACUGAUAUUGGGAAUGGCUAG
Ilex paraguariensis (yerba mate) is the source of this 255-nucleotide messenger RNA. The record is from the annotation of a GenBank genome assembly. NCBI's taxonomy places the organism in Eukaryota, Viridiplantae, Streptophyta, Magnoliopsida, Aquifoliales, Aquifoliaceae.